CCGAUUGCUCUAUGCCCCGAGCCAAACCCGCUAGGGCCCCAGGACACGCCGGCGCUGCCGCCAUGGGCCGCCUGCUCCUCCUGGCCCUGCUGCUGCCGCUGCCCUGCGUCCCCGGCCUGCCCUUCUACAACGGCUUCUACUACUCCAACAGCGCCCACGGCUGGGACCCGGGCCUCGGCGGAGGCAUCUUCCACGGCAGGAAGCUGGUGGUGGAGACGCCCGAGGACACCCUGUUUGCCCACCGGGGGGCCCACGUGACCCUGCCCUGCCGGUACCGCUACGAGCCUGCCCCGAGCUCCCAUGGGCCCGUGCGCGUCAAGUGGUGGAAGCUGCCGGCGGAGGAGGACGGGGCCCCGGAGCGGGACGUGCUGGUGGCCGUCGGGCCCAGGCACCGCGCCUUCGGGGACUACCAGGGCCGCGUGCGCCUGCGGGGGGCGGAGGAGGGGGACGUGUCCCUGGAGAUCUGGGACUUUCGGCUGGAGGACUCGGGGCGCUACCGCUGCGAGGUCAUCGAUGGGCUGGAAGACGGGAGCGGCGUGGUGCAGCUGGAGCUGCGGGGUGUGGUGUUCCCUUACCAGCCCCCUCAGGGGCGCUACCAGCUCAACUUCCAGGAGGCCCAGCAGGCCUGCGAGGCCCAGGAGGCGGCCGUGGCCUCCUUCGAGCAGCUGUUCUGGGCCUGGGAGGAGGGCCUGCACUGGUGCAGCGCGGGCUGGCUGCAGGACGGCUCGGUGCGGUACCCCGUCAGGCGGGCCCGGGGGCCCUGCGGGGGCCUGAGCCUGGCGCCCGGCGUCCGCAGCUACGGGCCCCGCCACCGCCGUCUGCACCGCUACGACGUGUUCUGCUUCGCCCCUGCCCUCAGGGGGCGGGUGUACUACCUGGAGCACCCCGAAAAGCUGACCCUCUCCGAGGCCAAGGCCGCCUGCCGGGAAGACGGUGCCCAGAUCGCCAAGGUGGGCCAGCUCUUCGCCGCCUGGAAGUUCCGCGGCCUGGACCGCUGCGACGCCGGCUGGCUGGCCGACGGCAGCGCCCGCUACCCCGUGGCUCGCCCACGCCCCGCCUGCGGGCCCCCGGAGCCCGGGGUCCGAAGCUUCGGCUUCCCAGACCCGCAAAGCCGCAACUACGGAGUCUACUGUUACCGCCCUCCUCGCUAGAGCCGGCACCUGCCUGCCCAUGCCACCCCCCUCACGGCCGUGUUUACUAAGUGGAUCUUGUUCCCUAUUCUUUUUAUACUUCUCAACCUAAAUUUUUUUAAAAAAUAUAUUUUUAUUGAUUUUUUUACAAAGAGGAAGGGAGAGGGAUAGAGAGUUAGAAACAUCGAUGAGAGAGAAACGUCGAUCAG
Pipistrellus kuhlii (Kuhl's pipistrelle) is the source of this 1339-nucleotide messenger RNA. It is a transcript of the gene HAPLN3, whose product is annotated as hyaluronan and proteoglycan link protein 3. Lineage: Eukaryota; Metazoa; Chordata; Mammalia; Chiroptera; Vespertilionidae. Bases 12 to 1151 code for a protein of 379 amino acids. The record is from RefSeq and is a predicted model, not a curated record. Gene Ontology annotation, biological process: cell adhesion. Gene Ontology annotation, molecular function: hyaluronic acid binding. The transcript is spliced from 5 exons.